Molecule: messenger RNA, 3763 nt
Organism: Acipenser ruthenus (sterlet)
Lineage: Eukaryota; Metazoa; Chordata; Actinopteri; Acipenseriformes; Acipenseridae
Product: solute carrier family 66 member 3-like
Exons: 6
Coding region: 1690-2355 (221 amino acids)
Source: RefSeq, a predicted model, not a curated record
CAUUUAUUUUGUACUGGAUUAUACUACUACACGCAGUUGUUAUACAUGCAAAUUGUUUGCGUGUAAAUUAUCCAAAUUAAAAUGAAUUGUUGAAUGUUUAGGCGCUGCAGGAUCUCGUGGUACUGUACGGUACUGACACAGUGGUAUAGUCAAGCAGUGACUACUAAAGUUAAGGUUUCCGUAAUACUGCAUUUAUUUAUUUAUUUAUUUUUUAAAUAAGAUGCAAUCUAAACAUGUAUAGUUCUUGUCUGUGUAAAGCUGUCUUGGAACAAUUGAUACGAAACACGAACGUACGGGGAAGUUUCUUUAUUAUCCCGGAACUGAGUUGUUGGUCACUACGAGCUACAGUACAGUAGUUUCUGUUUUAAUUAAUGCGUUACUCCUGUGUGAUGUCUCUUCACUUUGAUCUGUGGUGUGUAGUUUUGCAUCGAUUUUUAAGCCUGUAAAGCGGAUUUUAGUCCAGAAAAACCUGCACGUUAAAUGAAGAUCUCUUAACAAAUUUAAGAUCUAAAAUUAAUUCUAAAAUAUGGUCAGUUACAGAAUUUUAGGAAAUUUGAAAAUGAAUACAUUAUUUGGAAAUAUAUUUAACAGCGUUGGUACAGUGAUCUUAAAUUCCAGACGUAAGCGAGUCUAUAGAACAGGAAUUGGAAGUCAGGAAUUGCAGAUGUAUUGUUCUUAUCAGUUACACCCUGUAAAUGUUGCUCUCAAUAGUAGUGCGAUAGUACUGUAACUGUAUGUAGGAUGUUGAUGAUUUGUAUAGAUUCAGGUUGAGAACCACAAUCCUAAAAGGUGUCUCCAGACCACUUUUAUUGUUGUGCCAAGAUGUUAACCACAGGUUCAAAGGGUUGGUAUUAUUAUUAUUAUUAUUAGUUUACCAGUUGUCCUUCACUUGGUUAAAUUACUGGUAAUCACACUGAAAUAAUCUCUAUGUGAUCAAUGUAAAUGCUGUAUGGCUGGUGAAUAUGUAAGAUUAUUUUCCCCCACACAGUACAUAGCAGAAAAAAAGAACAAACCACAAAUACAUUUGUACAGCAUGUCACACAUACAACUGCCACAAUCAGACCAUUUAAUAACUAUACACAUAAUACAAAAGCAGCAAUUUUAAUGUACAUUUAAAGUUAUAUUAAAACCCACUUCUUAGUUUUUGUAUUAUGUGUAUACUGUUAUUUAAUUGGUCUGACUAAGAAAGCCAUUUUAUAAAUGCAUUUUUAGUCUUGACUUGAAAAUUAUAACGCUCCCAGCUCCAGUAUUUGAACAAGCCCCAAAUCAUUUUUCAUUGCUUUUAUUGUAGGUUUUCAAGUGCCGCCGAGCUAAAGCUUAUAGCUUAAAAAAAACAAGUUUGAAAUAAUAUUUGUUCACAAUUUGUUUUGGCGUUAAACAAUACAGUAAUGAACCUACUGAAUGCAUCUUACAGAAUACAUGUUUGUUUGUUUUUUAGUAAGAGAAGAUGUUUACAGAAUACAUGUUUUUUUGCAGCAAGCUGCAUUUUUCUUCAUUAAAGACCUACAGUGAACUGUACAAUGUCAACUACAGUUCUGUCAGCAUGUGAACUGUAGUUUAAAUAAUGGACCAGGGUUUGUAUUAUGAAUUUUCUAUUUAUAUGAAACAGUUGAACAUAAUGAAUACAGAAUGAACAUUUGUUCAAUGAUACACAUUUUUUAAAUAUUACAGUUGAAGUUGAAUGAGGUCAUGUUUGACAUCAGUGUUCUAGAAUUGAAAGAUUAUGUAAAAUUUACUUUCAUUUUCUUUUUUAAACAUAUUUGCCAAUGCAAACCCUGGUGUCCUGUAUCAACAGCUGUGCUUUUUGAUAUUUGUCUUUUACAAUGCAUAAACAAAACAGUGCUGCAGGCAAAUCUUUGCAAUUCAUUGUUACUGUAUUUUUGUUGUAGGUACAUUGUGGUCCUCUCAUACCAAAGUUAUUAUGAAUACCCAUUGUCAGCGUACUUGGAGUAUCCCAUCCUUAUUGCUCAAGAUGUGAUUCUUCUGGUGCUGGUUUUCUACUACAAUGGAAAUCUGAGCCACUGUCUGCUCCCUGCAGUUUUAUUUGUUGCUGUAUGGCCUCUCAUAACUUUUCAGAAGUGGAUUAUUGAUUUGGCUAUGAGCCUGUGCACCUUCAUCAGCGCUGCUAGUAAAUUUGCACAGCUACAGUGUUUGUGGGAAAUAAGAGAUGCUGGGCAAGUAAGUGCUCUGACAUGGGGCAUGGCCAUAUACACCAGUUUAGCAAGGAUUUUUACUACGUUAAUGACAACAGGGGACUUUCAAGUCCUUGCAAGGUUCCUUAUUAUGCUACUUCUCAAUGGCUGGGUUACGGCCACCAUAGUGUACUACAGAAGAGCAGGAAUAAAGCAGGAGUAAAUCCAGCCCAUCAUGGACCAAGACGGCAUUAAUAACCAUUUAUUCUAUACCAAAUUUUACGGGUUUUUCCUAAAUAUUAUUUUAUAAGCAAAGGCAUUGUACAUGUGCGUUGUCUUUAUGUUGUUAUUUCUUGUAACAAUAUUCUCAGCGUUAACAUGCAUAAUUUUUGUUACAAAUUGGGCCUGGGAUAAUGCAGUUGUAACAAUUAAUUGGAUACCAGACAUAUAAUCAAGUCAUUUCAUUACUAUUUUUGUAUUACAUAAAAAUAAAUUGGAAUAAUGCACUUUUUGGAAUUUAUAUGCACAAGUACUUAAAAGUAUAGCAAUGGGCUUUUAAUUAUAGCAGUGCUUUUAACUGUCCAGUGUCACAAAAAUAUGGGUGCUGAUUUAUUUUAUUUGUUGUCUGUCAAUAUCUGUCUACAUUAUCCACACAAACACAGAAGUUAUUUUUACUGUUUAACUGAUGGUUUUCUGAAGUAAUCAAACUUUGGUGGUGUAAUGAGAGCGUUAACCUUUAAACCUCACUUUUUUAUGUUUUUUAGGAUAGAUACUGAUAGAUAUACGGGUAUAUUGCGAUAUUCAUCAGGCAAUAACAUAACCGGUAUUUUUGGUUUAACUAAUUCAGAGAAACGUCUUCAGGAAAAUGUCGGCUAUUAUCUUGCGAGAUAAUCACUUCCUGCGAGAACUCGUAAUGCGAGCAGCGCUAACACAAAAGAAAAUUGACAGAAGCACACAGAUUUUUAGCUGCUUAAAUUCUACAAAGCAGUCACAUGUCUGGAAUCAUUUCCUAAUAAAAAAAAAAUUAAAAAAAUCUAAAAAAGGAUGUCUGUAUCGCAUCAGUCAUUGCAGUUGUUAAUGCAAGGCUUAAGUAAAAUAUGCUGGCGGUGUUAUGGCAAAUUUCUCCCUCCCCUUAGCCCUAAACGAGUCACGUGGAGAUUUCAUUUCGCGAUUCAUUGAACAGAGUAAAAAAUAUAUAUAUUUGUGCGUUUUUUAUUGGUAUUUAAUCAUGUUAAUACUUUUCUUGCUUUUGUGUAUUAUCUCUGGAUACUUUGCAUUACAUUGAUCUGCGUGAGAUUAAAUACACCUUUACAGUAAAUAAAACAAAAUAUUGUUCUAUAGAUUUGGGAAAGUCGCCCCCCACCUCCACCCGUACCAGGAGGUGUGUUGAAGGUGAGUGAUAGCAGGGUGGAUCCAUACUGAUUGGAAGAGUAUAGGAAAUGGGGGUGGAAAUGCUAAUAUAUUCAUAGUAUUUAAUGUAAUGUUUUUGUUUGAAUCGUCAGUCGAUUCUUGGAAUUUGACUCCACGGACGUCUGUGUGAUACCUGUAUAUGUGUCUUUGGUUGUAUCCAAUGAUUAUAUGAUUGUAUUAACAGUAUUUCUUUUAUGCAUAUAAAACAUUUUUGAACAAAA